Messenger RNA from Oncorhynchus keta (chum salmon), 2875 nucleotides. Its product is annotated as CCN family member 2-like. The record is from RefSeq and is a predicted model, not a curated record. The coding region runs from base 291 to 1376 and encodes 361 amino acids. The transcript is spliced from 5 exons. Gene Ontology annotation, biological process: cell adhesion; signal transduction. Gene Ontology annotation, molecular function: heparin binding; integrin binding. Lineage: Eukaryota; Metazoa; Chordata; Actinopteri; Salmoniformes; Salmonidae. Gene Ontology annotation, cellular component: extracellular matrix; extracellular region.
AAAUUGAUUGUCUGUAGAAAUAGCUCUUCUCUCAGGAAUUAGGAAAGAAAACCAUCUGGAAUUGAAAUAUUUUCACCCCUUUGGGUCGCGUGUCAUGACUCUUGUUUCCCGGGCUCCGGCCCGCCUCGCGGACUAUUUAAAGAUUCUCCUCUCGGUGCCUCAGUCCUCGAGCCCUGCAGCGAGUCAACACAGCCGAUUGACUGUAGAGCGCGAGAAAAGGGAAACUCCUGUCUGUCAGAACGAAAACAAACGGGUUGUAGUGUGCACGCUGUUAAAAUAAACUAGCAACAAUGUCUGAGGAAAUUAUUACCAGAAUGUGCCUUUUUCUACUCAUCGUCUGCUCGACAAUGGCCCAGGACUGUUCCGAUCCCUGUGACUGUCCCUCGGACCCUCCUCCAUGCCCGUUUGGUACCAGCCUGGUUCUGGAUGGCUGUGGUUGCUGUAAGGUGUGUGCCAGGCAAGCCGACGAGCCCUGUACCCUCCUGGAGCCAUGUGACCACCACAGGGGGCUUUACUGUGAUUAUGCAAUGCUGAGUGACACUGAGCACGGCAUCUGCAUGGCCCAGGAAGGCCAGACGUGCGACCUGGGAGGGGUCAUCUACCGCAGUGGAGAGACCUUUCAGCCCAGCUGCAAGCACCAGUGUGUCUGUAUGAACGGAGAGAUCGGCUGCGUGCCAACCUGUGCCAGCGACGUGUGGCUGCCCUCCCCAGACUGCCCCUACCCACGCCGCAUCCAGAUCCCUGGGAAGUGCUGUGAGGAGUGGGUGUGUGACCAGAGCCCUCAGGACCACCCCUAUCAGUCAGCCAUGGCUGGAUCUGAAAUUCACCCCUUGGUCUCUUCUUCCCCUCUGUCAGUCUACAGAGAGGUGUCAGCCCAUGGGCCGGUCCCGGUGGAGAGCCCCAGGGAGAACUGCAUCGUCCAGACCACCAAAUGGGACGAAUGCUCGGCCACCUGCGGCAUGGGCGUGUCGUCCCGCGUCACCAAUGACAACGAGCGGUGCCAGCUGGAGAGGCAGACUCGUAUCUGUAUGAUCCGGCCCUGCCACGUGGAGCAAGAGAAGGACAUCAAGAGGGGGAAGAAGUGUGUACGGACCCCCAAGUCCCCGCGAGGCGUGCGCUUCCAUCUGUCGGGCUGCAGCAGCAGGAGGGUCUACAAGCCCAAGUUCUGUGGUGUGUGUACGGACGGGCGCUGCUGCACCCCCCACACCACCGUCACCGCAGAGGUGGAGUUCCACUGUCCCGAGGGAGACGCCUUCAGACGCAAGAUGAUGUUCAUCAAGACGUGCUCCUGUCACCACGACUGUCCCCGAGACAAUGACAUCUUCCUGGCUUCGCACACACGCAGGAUGAUCGGGGACUAUGACAACGAUAUGUAAACAUCAUGGCUGCCAAACAAACUGACAUAAACAGUACAUAAACACAUCAGCCCAUACACACACACACACACACACACACACACACACACACACACACACACACACACACACACACACACACACACUGAUAAAACUACUUACACGCUCUCACACACACACACACACACACACACAUACACACACUGAUAAAACUACUUCACAUCGCUCACACACACACACACACACACACACACACACACACACACACACACACACACACACACACACACACACACACACACACACACACACACACACACACUGAUAAAACUACUUCACAUCGCUCUCACACACACACACACACACACACACACACACACACACACACAUAGGCAGCUUUUUGAAUUCCUGGACCCCUGUCUCUACUUUACUACCCAUAGACAUGUCUACCUAGUGGUGAGACUGAAAACAAGUAUGUGAGUUCAAGCAUGAGAUUGACUCUUUAGGUUUUCUUUUGUUACUUUCGUUUUUUUGUUUGGGUUUCUAACGCGCAGCUCUAAAGUCACCUGGCUCUUUGACUCGUCUGCCUGUGUAUCUACAGAGAUACUAUAGGGUGGAUCUGACGCACUGAGGAAUCAAUGUUAGAGACACGUAGCACAUCACUUAGGAAGGUAUAUAGUUAUAUUCACUGCAAAAGGGUUAUAGGAGCAUGACACGGUAGUGUACAGAUGAGCAGAAGGUACUUACUCAACCAAAUGUCACAUUUUGACAUAAAAUGUUAGAAUAUGACAUUUAAAAAAAAAAAUACAUUAUUCAUAUGUUAAAGAUUAGCAAUACAGAAAUAGUUUGAAUAUAUUAUACUACUAGUAUGUGCCUCGACUGAUCUGCAUAUUAUUGAGUGUAUAUAUAUAUAUAAUUAUAUACACCUGACACAAAAUCAUUGGACAUGUUUAUGAUUGAGUCUUUUAACUUCGACGGGGACGUUAUCUAUAUCUCUCAUUAUUUAGUCACUUCAUUAGUUGUUGACCACUGAUAUAUUUUUUGUUUAGUCCAACGUAAGAGUUUGGGUCCCUAAAAAAUUGCUUUGUCUGACUGUGAAUUCACGUUCACAGCAUGGUCAAAAAGAGACAUUAAAAUGACUCAAAUCCAAAGGAGAAAAAAAACUCUAGUCCAAAAACACUUAAAAAAACAAAAAGUGUCUUGGCUGAAGAAUGUAAAUAAUAUUGUUUACUGUUAAUUUAAAAAAAAAAAGGAAAGAAAGAACAAAGGAAAUAAAUAAAUUCUGCAUUGACGAAUACACUUUGUGUAAAUACUGUAAGACUGUGUACAGUUUAGUACUAUAAUUUAUGUACCUGGUUGUUGCUGUUUAAUUAAUAACACCAGGUUGUAAGUUGUUGUUGUAUUUCUAUCAUACUUGUUUUUCACUGUAACCACCUGGCCAAGAUACAAGCGAGUUCCUAUUGUUGCACUUUUGUCUAUUUCUAAUUAAAUAAAUUAUAUAUUUUUUAUAUUUAAACUAC